AUGGCAAAGCAACAGGAACAAGACCCGACCAACCUGUACAUCUCCAACUUGCCGGUCAGCAUGGAUGAGCAGGAGCUGGAGUCACUGCUGAAACCUUUUGGACAGGUCAUAUCCACUCGUAUCCUGCGUGAUGCUAGCGGGACCAGUCGAGGUGUUGGUUUUGCAAGAAUGGAAUCUACAGAGAAAUGUGAAGCUGUGAUUUCUCAUUUCAAUGGUAAAUACAUGAAAACGCCCCCUGGUGUCCCAGCACCACAAGAACCCCUUCUUUGUAAGUUUGCAGAUGGAGGACAAAAAAAAAGACAAACCCAGGGGAAAUACAUUCAAAAUGGACGUGGCUGGCCACGAGAGGGAGAGACGGGUGGAAUGACGCUGACAUAUGAUCCCACAACUGCUCUGCAGAAUGGGUUUUAUACCACCCCAUACAGUAUUGCCCCAAAUAGGGUGAUCGCUCAGGCAGCCCUCUCCCCAUACCUGCCAUCACCUGUAUCUUCUUAUCAGGUAAGACGAAUCCCAAUAUUACUUCUGGUUCACAAUCCCUCCUGGAUGCAUCAUCAGUCUUACCUCAUGCAGCCUGCAGGAACUGUCCUCACUCCCACUAUGGACCAUGCUAUUUCCAUUCAGCCUGCUUCCAUGAUGGGACCUCUGACUCAACAGCUGGGACACCUGUCACUGGGGAGCACGGGAGCGUAUAUGCCAGCUGCAGCCGCUAUGCAGGGGGCCUACAUCCCCCAGUACCCGUCCGUGCCUUCUACUGUCUCUCUAGAGGAGAGCAGCGGGCAGCCUCAACAAGUUGCCGUGGAACCCACCACAGACCACGCCGCUUAUUCGUACCAGUGA
Molecule: messenger RNA, 837 nt
Organism: Staurois parvus
Lineage: Eukaryota; Metazoa; Chordata; Amphibia; Anura; Ranidae
Source: the annotation of a GenBank genome assembly